GUCAAGAUGACUGUGAUCACGUGGACACCCGAGUCUCGGUGCGUCCGUUCGAAGGACGCAAUUAAAGCCGUCUGUUUUGGAUCGGAUGCAUGUGAUCAAGUCAAAAGCUUCCCGCGACUUGACUUCCGGAGUUUUGAGGGAGAGAAGACCCAUUGCUCACAUCGGACGUGCAGAAGCGGGUAAAGCGAGUCACAGAUUGGAUUUCGAUGGCCGUCAUCGACAGCUACGUUUCGGAGUAGGAGGCACGUCGACCAGCCUCGAACACUAAGUCAACUUUGGAGUCAUGGAGACGGUAGAAUGAGCUUAUUAAGGGAAGUUUAGGACAAAUGGCUGCUGUAGUCGUCGCGGCUCUCCCAUGCUACCGGUCCCACCACCCGGAGUUCUCCCUACGGAGCCCAAAACCCCGACGGUCAACAAAGGCAUGUCACAGCAAAGGCCGAACCCUUCCUCUCAGAAUCGCUAUAACGACGACACCAGUAUAUAAACUCCCAUCCCACGGCCAAAGUCUUCACUCAUCGACCCAUCUGCAUUCAUCAAAUUCUCUCCCCCGAGAAGAAGGAAGAAGGAGAUCGAGCUCCGGCUUCCGAAGGAGGAGCUGCCAGGUGAGGUAUCCGGCGGCCAGAAGAAUGGAUAGUAGCUACAGAUUGGGAAGCGUCCGGGGAAGCACCCGCGAAAGCUUCGGAGGGAGCAUGCGAGGAAGCAUUCGACGGACGGUUUCGUCGUGGCGGGCUUCUUCCACCGACAUCUUCGGUAGAUCCGGUCGAGAAGAAGACGAUGAGGAGGCCUUGAAGUGGGCUGCCCUCGAGAAACUGCCCACCUACGACCGCAUGAGGAAAGGGAUGAUGACGACGGGAGAAGCCGGGGGCAGACAGGAAGUGGACAUUCAAGACCUGGGCAUUCAGGACAGGAAGAAAUUGUUGGAAAGGUUGGUGAGGACCGCCGAGGAGGACAACGAGAGGUUUCUUCUGAAACUAAGGAAUCGAAUGGAACGGGUCGGAAUCGACAACCCAACCAUCGAGGUCAGGUUCGAGCACCUGAACGUCGAUGCAGAAGCUUAUGUCGGGAAUCGUGGAGUUCCCACCUUUGUCAAUUUCUUCUACAACAAGAUCAUGGGUGUGCUGAGCUACCUUCACAUCCUUCCGAGCGGAAAGCAACCCCUAUCCAUCCUUCAUGACAUUAGUGGGAUCAUUAGACCAUGCAGAAUGACACUGCUUCUAGGGCCCCCAGGCUCUGGGAAAACCACCUUACUGCUAGCCUUAGCAGGAAAGCUCGACUCAACCCUCAAGGUAUCGGGAAGAGUGACUUACAAUGGUCAUGACAUGGAUGAGUUCGUCCCUCAGAGGACCUCGGCUUAUAUCGGGCAGCAUGAUCUUCACAUCGGGGAAAUGACAGUGAGAGAGACUUUGGCUUUCUCUGCAAGAUGCCAAGGAGUCGGAACACGUUAUGAUAUGCUGACGGAGCUAUCGAGAAGAGAAAAGGAAGCAAAUAUCAAGCCAGACCCUGACAUAGAUGUCUACAUGAAGGCAAUAUCCGUAGAAGGCCAGGAAAGUGUGGUUACGGAUUACAUUCUGAAGAUCUUGGGUCUGGACAUAUGUGCUGAUACAAUGGUAGGAGACGCAAUGAUAAGGGGGAUAUCUGGUGGACAGAAGAAGCGCAUUACGACAGGUGAGAUGCUUGUUGGGCCAGCUAAGGCACUUUUCAUGGAUGAAAUCUCUACGGGACUUGACAGCUCCACAACCUACCAGAUUGUCAAUUCCCUUCGUCAAUCAGUCCAUAUCCUCGGUGGAACUGCACUCAUUGCAUUGCUUCAGCCAGCUCCAGAGACAUAUGAGCUGUUCGAUGACAUUGUUCUACUCUCAGAUGGGCAAAUUGUCUAUCAGGGUCCACGAGAGAAUGUUCUACAAUUCUUCGAAGCAAUGGGUUUCAAGUGUCCUGAAAGGAAAGGUGCUGCGGACUUCUUGCAAGAAGUUACAUCAAGGAAGGAUCAGCACCAAUAUUGGGCAAACAAAGAUGAGCCAUAUAGGUAUAUUUCAGUCAAUGAGUUUGCAGAAGCCUUCCAGUCGUUCCAUGCUGGCAGUAAACUAGGAGAGGAGCUCAGCAUUCCAUUUGAUAGGAGACGGAAUCAUCCUGCUGCAUUGACCACCACAACAUACGGGAUUAGCAAGAUGGAAUUGUUGAAAGCUUGCAUUUCAAGGGAGUGGUUGCUGAUGAAGCGGAAUUCCUUUGUUUACAUCUUCAAAGUUGUCCAACUUAUAAUUCUUGGGGCCAUUGCAAUGACGGUCUUCCUUCGCACAAAGAUGCAUCGGAAUUCGGUGGAGGAUGGAGUGAUCUUCCUAGGUGCCAUGUUUCUCGGGCUAGUAACUCAUCUGUUCAAUGGGUUUGCUGAGCUUGCUAUGAGUAUCGCGAAGCUUCCCAUAUUUUACAAACAAAGAGACCUUCGCUUCUAUCCAUCAUGGGCAUACGCACUGCCAACAUGGAUUCUGAAAAUUCCCAUAUCCUUUCUGGAGUGUGCGGUCUGGAUAGGCAUGACAUAUUAUGUCAUUGGUUUCGAUCCAAACAUUGAAAGGUUUUUUCGGCAUUACCUGCUGCUAGUCUUGAUCAGUCAGAUGGCAUCUGGACUCUUCCGGCUCCUUGCUGCUGUUGGGAGGGAGAUGGUUGUCGCAGAUACUUUUGGUUCCUUUGCACAGCUCGUUCUUUUGAUUCUCGGUGGAUUCCUAAUUUCUCGAGAGAAUAUCAAGAAAUGGUGGAUCUGGGGCUACUGGUCAUCUCCUCUGAUGUAUGCUCAAAAUGCCAUCGCAGUGAAUGAAUUCCUAGGGCAUAGCUGGCAAAAAGUUAUUCCAACAGGAAGCAAUGAUACUCUAGGAGUCCAAAUCCUCAAAAAACGUGGAAUAUUUGUUGACUCAAACUGGUACUGGAUUGGUGUGGGUGCAUUGCUUGGCUACAUCUUCAUGUUCAACAUCCUCUUUGUUUUCUUUCUUGACUGGCUUGACCCAUUAGGGAAAGGUCAGGCAGUCAUCUCUGAAGAGGCACUAAGAGAGAAACAAGCAAACAGGACAGGUGAAGGUGUUGAGCCGUCGCUCGCAGGAACUAACUCUCCGAAGCAUGGAACCACCAAAGGAAGAGAGGGUGGAAGGGCCAGACAAAAUGAAAUUUCCACACAGAACAAAAGGAAGGGAAUGAUGCUUCCUUUUGCUCCUCUUUCGAUCACCUUUGACAAUGUCAGAUACUCUGUUGACAUGCCACAGGAAAUGAAAGAUAAGGGCAUCGAAGAUGAUCGUUUAGUGCUACUGAAGGGUGUUAGUGGAGCAUUUAGGCCAGGAGUUCUUACAGCACUGAUGGGUGUAAGCGGAGCAGGAAAAACAACUCUCAUGGAUGUGCUGGCUGGCAGAAAAACUGGUGGAUACAUUGAUGGAAACAUAUGCAUAUCUGGCUACCCCAAGAAACAAGAAACAUUUGCUCGAAUCUCAGGCUACUGUGAACAGAAUGACAUUCACUCUCCGCAUGUUACAGUCUAUGAAUCUCUUCUCUACUCUGCCUGGCUUCGGUUGCCUCCUGAAGUAGACUCCGAAACAAGAAAGAUGUUCAUCGAGGAGGUCAUGGAAUUGGUAGAGCUGACUUCACUGAGGGGCGCACUGGUUGGACUGCCUGGAGUUAAUGGCCUAUCGACUGAACAACGCAAGAGGCUUACAAUUGCCGUUGAGCUUGUUGCCAACCCUUCUAUCAUAUUUAUGGAUGAGCCAACUUCUGGGCUAGAUGCAAGGGCAGCAGCCAUUGUGAUGAGAACAGUGAGGAAUACUGUGGAUACAGGAAGGACGGUUGUGUGCACCAUUCACCAGCCUAGCAUUGAUAUUUUUGAAGCUUUUGAUGAGCUCUUCUUGAUGAAAAGAGGAGGAGAAGAGAUAUAUGUUGGUCCCUUAGGACGUAACUCAUGUCAUCUAAUCAAGUACUUUGAGGGAAUCGAGGGAGUAAGAAAAAUAAGAGAUGGUUAUAAUCCUGCAACAUGGAUGUUGGAGGUCACCACCCUGGCACAGGAGGAAAUUUUAGGUGUUGAUUUUGCUGAAAUAUACAGAAACUCUGACUUGUGCAGGAGAAACAAAACUUUGAUCAGUGAACUUAGUGCACCUCCUCCUGGUUCAAAUGACCUAUUCUUCCCCACCAAGUACUCGCAAUCUUUCCUCACACAGUGCAUGGCUUGCUUGUGGAAGCAGCACAAGUCAUACUGGCGAAAUCCAUCUUAUACUGCCACGAGAAUUUUCUUUACCACCGUCAUUGCAUUCAUAUUUGGAACAAUCUUUUGGAGACUCGGAAAAAAAGUGACAACAAGCCAGGACCUAUUCAACUCCUUGGGCUCCAUGUAUGCCGCAGUUCUCUUCAUUGGAAUACAGAAUGGCCAAACCGUGCAACCAAUUGUUGAUGUAGAGCGAACUGUCUUCUACAGAGAAAAGGCUGCCGGAAUGUAUUCUGCUCUUCCUUAUGCAUUUUCACAGGUUCUGAUUGAGAUUCCACACAUCUUCCUACAGACUGUAAUCUAUGGACUCAUAGUCUACAGCCUGAUUGGUUUCGACUGGACAGUAGAAAAGUUCUUUUGGUAUCUUUUCUUCAUGUUCUUCACUUUCAUGUACUUCACAUACUAUGGGAUGAUGGCAGUUGCCAUGACACCAAACAGUGACAUUGCGGCCAUAGUCUCAACAGCAUUCUAUGCAAUCUGGAACAUAUUUGCUGGUUUUCUAGUUCCUCGACCCAAAAUUCCUGUGUGGUGGAGAUGGUAUUCUUGGGCUUGCCCGGUGGCGUGGACAUUGUACGGACUGGUUGCUUCUCAGUUUGGUGACUACACAUAUAAGAUGGACAACGAUGAGACCGUGCAGGACUUCAUCAGGAGAUUCUUUGGGUUCCGGCAUGACUUCUUGGGUGUUGUAGCUGUUGCAGUGGUCGGGUUCACUGUGUUAUUUGCUUUCGUCUUCGCCUUUUCAAUCAGGGUGUUCAACUUCCAAAGAAGAUGAGAAGGAUACAAAGCAAUUUUUUGAUCCCAAAGAUGCUAAAAAAUGUCUAUAUUAUGAGAUCGAUAUUAAAUAAUUUGUAUGCACGUCUUCUGUAUAGUAGUGCACAGGGCCAUUAUUCUUUCUAUAUGUUCCCUUUCUUUGUCCAUUAGAUAUCUUGUGCUAGGCUACUUGGUCUGUGAAGGAGCAGCUAAGUCCUAAUCUUGUAACUUUUCUUAUCAACAAAAUUUCAGAUUCUGUUGUUUCCUA
Messenger RNA from Musa acuminata AAA Group (dessert banana), 5246 nucleotides. RefSeq names its product ABC transporter G family member 39-like. Lineage: Eukaryota; Viridiplantae; Streptophyta; Magnoliopsida; Zingiberales; Musaceae. The transcript has 24 exons. Gene Ontology annotation, cellular component: membrane. The record is from RefSeq and is a predicted model, not a curated record. Gene Ontology annotation, molecular function: ATP binding; ATP hydrolysis activity; ABC-type transporter activity. The coding region runs from base 327 to 5000 and encodes 1557 amino acids.